AUGGUCAUCAAAAUCUCCAACCUCACCGAGGGCGACAUUCCCGGGGCUGUUGCAGCUGUGCAAGAUGCCUUCAAAAACGAUCCCUAUAAUGAAUGGGUCUAUGACCACUCCAAGUUCAAUCAACAACGGAACGCCACUUCUCUUGGAAUACGCAUGAGAUGGGGCAUGCGAAACGGUAAAUUCCACGUGGCAAAGGAAGAAGGUAGCGACAAGGUUUUAGGCGUGGCCAUGUGGUUGCGGCCACAGCCAGCCAACUCUCCACCGACCUGGAACGACUGGUUGGAAGGAUGGAGGCUCUAUUUCAAUCAAGUAGGGAUGAAUCUAUACUAUGGACGUGGCGGGUUAAACGUCAAGCGGUAUUAUAUCUGGAAGGAUGCUCAAGCAAAGGUACAGUCUGAAACAUGGGAUGACCCAAGGGGGUACUACUUUCUGAAUAUCAUGGUGGUUCUGCCUGAAACGCAGGGAAAGGGAGUUGGGGCUGCUAUGAUGAAGCAGGUGACGGACCAAGCUGAUGCCGAAAAUAUGAAGUGCUAUCUGGAAUCAAGUCGUGACGAUCCGAACAUUGCUAUAUAUGGGCGCUGGGGAUUUAAAUUCGUCAAGGACAUGAUUUGCGAUGAUGAUGGGCCCAAGUCUGCUUCUGGCAUCAAUAGACGAAAUUCCGACCUGGAGAAUCUUAUCGCUGACAAUGACGAUCCUGGACCAAAAGGCAGCGCAUACGUCAGCCCGUCGAGUACUGCAAUGCUGGAGUACAUCUCUAAAGCCAUUUUGGAAGAUCCCGGCCUGCCUCGGAGAAACCCAACCGUGUCGUCCUGGCAAAUACCAGAGCAUCCUACCGUGGCAUCUAUCCAGUCUACGACACUUCCCGAGUUUACGGAUGUUGUUAUUAUCGGCUCAGGCAUCACAGGAUGCAGCGUCGCCAAGACACUUCUGGAACACAAGGCCACAUAUAAUCUCCAUGUGACGGUCCUGGAAGCGCGAACUCUCGUGAGUGGCGCCACAGGCCGCAACGGUGGGCACCUGGUCACAGCAUCGGGGCACACGUUCGGGCCGUUGGCUGAACAACAUGGGGUUGAGGCUGCGAAACAGGUGACGAGAUUCAGUCUUCUCAACAUUGAAGCUAUCAUGAAGAUGGUCCGGGGGAUGGGCCAAGAGUUCCAAGAUCAUUGCCAGUUGCGAGAUGUGCUGAAGGUAAUGGCAGUGGGAGACAAAGAGACUUGGGCAGAUGCAACUCGUUCAGUUCUCAACUUCCAAAAGAAUGUCACGGAGUAUAACAAGUAUCAUACCAUUGUCGAAAAACACGCAGUGCCUGAGAGGUGGAAUAUCAAGAACAGUGUCGGGGCGGUUGAGCAUAAUGCUGGUGCGGUGUGGCCGUAUAGGCUGAUAACUGGCAUUUUUGAGCGUUUACUCAAGAAGUACCCCAGUAGGUUGGCUAUUGAAACCCACACACCUGUCACAUCAGUGCAGCAUCUGGCGAAAGACGAAGAAUAUCCUUACAGGAUUACGACACCAAGAGGAACAAUCAAAGCAAAGCGUGUGAUUCACUGCACGAACGGACAUGCUUCGCAUCUUCUACCACAGCUGGCUGGCCGUAUCUAUCCCUUCCGCGGGACAAUGAGUGUACAGAAGCCGGGCCCCUACCUUAAGAGCGGUAAAGGAUCCAGAUCUUGGAGUCUCUCGCACAAGCCGUCCUUGGACCCGCGAACCGGCAUGUAUAUCACGGGCUUGUAUUAUUUACAGGAAAACCCUUUGACUUCACGGAUAUGGAUCGGGAAUGAGACAGCAUACCUCAAGGAUAUACUCACGUCAGAUGAUACAUACGUCCCUGGCGAAGCACGCGCCGCUCUUUCAACGAUCCUACCGAAGCUAUUCCUCAAGGGCUGGGGCAAUGAGGACAAAGCCGAAAUUGAGUCUAUAUGGUCUGGAACCCAAGGCCAUACUGCAGAUGACCUUCCUGUCGUUGGUAAAAUACCUGCGUCUCUGACGGGCAGCGCGACAGAUAGCGAGCAGUGGAUUGCUGCCGGCUUCAACGGAUACGGUAUGGAUAAAUGCUGGUUAACAGGAGAGGCCCUGGUGCGAAUCAUGCUUGGGGAAGACGUGGGAGAGUGGUUUCCACAAUGCUUUCUCCUCACGGAGGACCGACUUAAAAGCACAUUGACGCCGGAGGAGACAGUAUCGAAGUUUUCUAGCAUUCCACUUCCCGAUAGUAUUAGACAGGCGAAGCUAUAG
Molecule: messenger RNA, 2226 nt
Organism: Clonostachys rhizophaga
Lineage: Eukaryota; Fungi; Ascomycota; Sordariomycetes; Hypocreales; Bionectriaceae
Source: the annotation of a GenBank genome assembly